CAAAGCUCUGGUGUUUUACUACCCCUUCGCCGGGAGGCUCCGGGAGGGUGUUGGCCGGAAACUUAUGGUGGAUUGCACCGGGGAGGGGAUCGUGUUUAUCGAGGGCGAUGCUGACGUCACGUUGUCGGACUUCGGAGAUGCCCUACAACCUCCAUUUCCAUGCGUGGAGGAGCUUCUUUAUGAUGUUCCUGGCUCCGGUGAUGUUCUCAACUCUCCUUUGCUUCUCAUUCAGGUCACCCGCCUGAGAUGUGGUGGCUACAUCUUUGCCUUGCGACUAAACCACACCAUUAGCGACGCAUUUGGUCUUGUCCAGUUCAUGACCGCCAUCGCUGAAAUAGCACGCGGUUCCCGUUCACCGUCCGUGCUCCCCGUUUGGAAAAGGGAAUUGUUGGAUGCCCGGAAACCUCCACGUCCCGCGACGGCGUACACCCACCACGAGUACGACCAAGUCCCGGAUUCCAAGGGGACCAUCAUGCCCUUAGACGACAUGGUCCACCGCUCUUUCUUUUUUGGACCAACGGAGGUCGCCGCUCUUCGCCGUCUCCUCCCCAACGACUUGCGGCGGUGCUCCACCUUCGAUAUCGUAACGGCGUGUCUCUGGCGCUGCCGCACCGCUGCCCUGAAACCUGACCCGGAAGAAGAGGUUCGGGUGCUCUGUAUUGUGAACGCCCGCUCGAGAUUUCACCAUCCUCCUUUACCGGAAGGUUACUACGGCAACGCAUUUGCGUUCCCAGUGGCGGUAACCACCGCGGAGGAGCUAGUGAAGAAACCAUUGGAAUACGCGGUGGAGCUGGUGAAGAAGACCAAAUCUGAAGUGACCGAGGAGUACAUGAGGUCAGUGGCGGAGAUGAUGGUGGCCAAGGGGCGGCCGCAUUUCACGGUGGUAAGGACUUAUCUUGUUUCCGACCUGACACGGGCUGGGUUCGAUGAGGUGGACUUCGGGUGGGGAAAGCCGGCUUACGGCGGAGCUGCCAAAGGAGGUGUUGGUGCCAUCCCCGGGGUAUCAAGCUUCUAUAUACCAUUCAACAAUGGAAUCGUGGUUCCGGUGAGCUUACCUGCCUUUGCAAUGGAAACAUUCGUGAAGGGGGUGGAUGAUAUGAUAGCUGAAGGACACAACAAAGAAAUUCAUGCUCAUAUAAGAUCUUCUCUAUGAUUUACUACCUUCCUCUUAAAAAGACUUUGCUAUAUUGACUUUUCUUGGUCAAUGAUAGCACAAUUUGGACAAUUUCAUGUAAUACGGAGUAUAUUACUUCCUCCGUUCUUAAAUAAAUGUAACGAUCAACAUUUCACAUUUGCCGAGACACAAUUUUGAC
This is a messenger RNA of Cuscuta epithymum, 1313 nucleotides long. The record is from the annotation of a GenBank genome assembly. NCBI's taxonomy places the organism in Eukaryota, Viridiplantae, Streptophyta, Magnoliopsida, Solanales, Convolvulaceae.